Parnassius apollo (apollo) is the source of this 1053-nucleotide messenger RNA. The record is from the annotation of a GenBank genome assembly. Lineage: Eukaryota; Metazoa; Arthropoda; Insecta; Lepidoptera; Papilionidae.
AUGGUGAUUAAAUCACUAAGAGCUAUACAAACUUUAGGACCUGAAAAAAUACGCGGUAUGUCACCCAAGCCAGCUGGCAGUUUAAACAAAACACAACUUUUCAAUAAAAUUCAAAAAAACGCAGUAACUCAAACCGAUGAUAAUCCGAGCUCACAAAAUAUUAAAAUAAAAAGGAAUAAAAGAAUUAAAUUGCUAUUAAAACCUAAAAUUAAAUAUGCAACUAAAAACCUUCUUAAAAAAAUUAAAAUACAAAAUAAGAGGGUUCGAAAAUUACAGAAAGAACUGAAAAACUUAAAGAUAGAGAAGAAUAGAAUACAACAUAAAUUAUUAGAAUUGGAAACACUUACUAAACUAAAAAUAUCAACGAAAGUCCAGAAAAAACAAGAAAUAAUACAUAAGCAGGAAAACUACUCUUCAAAGCUGCAAGGAAAAGGAAAUAAAAUAGAAACAUCAGAAAGAGACAGGGCACAAAGCGGAAAAAGAAAAGAGAACACAAAAACACUGACAAGAAUAGAAAUGUUUUCGGACAGAAUAGGGAGUGGACUAGCAAUCAAAUUAAUGCAACAAUUGGAAAAUACAAAAAUAACAAAUUACUGUCAAACAGGGGGAAAUCAUAAACAAAUAUUGAAGCACUUUGAUUUAUAUACCAAAGAUUUGAAAGAAAAUGACUUAGCGGUAAUACUAAUAGGAAACUACGACAUUAAAAUGGGGACAUCAUAUGUGGAUGAAAUUCGAAGAAUUGUGAGCAAAGAAAAUAGAAAAUUCAACAUUUUGUUAGGAAGUAUAAUAUACGACAACAUAAAUGAUGAUAAAAUCUUUACUAUUAAUAAAGAACUCUUUAAUCUAGCUGCGGUAUCUGAGAAUGUCAGAUAUCUUGAAAUAAAUGUAAAAGUCAAGGUAAAUGUAAAAAAUAUAGUGAUUGAGGAAACUGUUAAAAGUAUCAAAGAUAGUCACUUUAAUGCUUCGUCUUGUUUGCACUUUAUCAAAUUAAAUUCUAAUUUAAAUUGUUCACUAAAUUUUUUAGACACAACCAAGACUCCAUUAACUGGUUAA